AAGUUUGUGCUUAGUGAUCUUUUAAAACAUGGCCAGAACUAAAGGUAAUGGCAGAACUUUGUCUAGUACUAAGAAAAACAAAGGGAACAUUGCUUCUCUUCGUAAGUACAAGGUAAGUCACAUUUUUUGUACUUUAUCAUAAUUCACAUUUUAUAAUAUUAAACACUCGGGUGGACCGAAAACAAUUAAAGUACCUAAAACGCUGAAUUCUGUAUGAUUAUUAGUUUUUGAGAUACAAAUUAGCAGACUCACCCUGAAUACUUAAUAAUAAAUAAUAAUAAAAUGAAAUUUAAAAAAUAGACACAACGUGAUUUUUCAUUUUUGAACUUGUUUUUAGAAUUUGCAAAAUCGGUUGAAUGCGGAGGAAACACCACCACCUAAUACGCCUGAAAGUGUCCCUUCAUUGGAAAUUGCUUCUAAUGACCCAUCAACAUCAAAAGAUUUAAAAAAUGUUACUGGCCCAACCGUGUCUCAGUUGUCCCUCAACCCUCAACGCGUUUUGUUAUUGCUGGUCGAAAUAGCAACUUUAAAGUAGACGAAACAAUACAAUUUUGAACACGUAAAUCAAUAAAAUGGAGUGCGCGACUAGAGCGAUGUCAGGUCGAUAGGAUAAAUGGCUGUUCAGGAUUGGCUGGAUGAAAUCAAUAGAGCCGCCAUGGACCAAAUCGCCGAAAACUAUCAACUGAAAUGGCACUCGUUUGGCUCCUAUCUCCACUCCUGCAUCGCAACUUCUCUACAGAACGAGACGUUUGCCGAUGUAGCUCUCGUUACAAUCGACGGCCGCCAAAUAAUGGCCCACCGUUUCGUCCUUUCCGCUUGCAGCCAAUACCUCCACCAAGUCCUCAAAUUACAACCCCGUGUGACCACUGCCCUUCCUUUGAUGAUCAUCCUCCCCCCUGAAAUAAACUAUCGAACUAUGAAAACCCUCAUCCAAUACAUGUACAGUGGAGAAGCCACCGUUUCCAAAGACAUCCUCGAGCCGGUUCUCCGAGGUGGUGAUAUCCUCAAAGUGAAAGGCUUAUGGCGUCCGAAAGAGGACGAGAAUAACGAAAAUCGGCUAGUCAAGGUAUCGCACAAAAGCAAGUCCAACAAGACCGAACAUAAGGAAGCUCAAGCGACAGCGGCAAGUCCCGGUGAUUCGGCACCGAAAGUUCUGAAUUAUACUAUUAAUGUGAUGAAGACGUAUGACGGGCAAAAAGAAGGGGGUAAAGAGAAGCAAAAUCAAGUCAAGAGUGGUGAACAGGAAAAGAAAGAAAAACCUAAACAAAACAACCAGAAUUCGGUGAUCAAAAGUACAGAAGAAGAGAAAAGGACGCAAAAAAACACGGAAUCGGUUGAUAGUGAGAAGACUGAGCAAAGCAACGACUCGCUCCAAUUUCUGGUGAUUAAAGAGGAGCCGAUCGAGUGGAGCGAAGUCAACGAAUCCGAUAUGGAACUAGUGGACGAGAAAGAGGUCUUCAGUACGGAAAUGACCAUCAAACCGGAAAUAUACAUGGAGGAUAGUGAAGAACAAGGCUUGUAUUCACCCCUGACUUGCGAGCUUUGCUCGGAAACUUUCACGCUUCCAGCCGAAUGGGUGCGUCACGUACAGACCCAUACGGACAUGUUGCCGGCAAAGAGGCAAAGGCGAGGCAAAAGCUUACAGGAUGAGGACUCAGACGCGCCUUUUCCUCAACUCCAUUGUGACCUUUGUCAAAAGUACUUCCCCACCCCCGCCGAAUGGGUCCACCACAUCCAGAACACGCAUACCGAAUUUGAAUUGCAUCUGUCGAAUAAAACAGCGCCCAGCAAAGUGAUAAAGACGCCAAAAUCAUUCGGCCCCGCUCAGAAUUGUUGCACGACCUGUUUCAAAAAGUUUCCUUCUCAUGCUUCCUUGUUGAUACAUAAACGCACGCACACCGGCGAGAAACCGUACAUGUGUGAACUGUGUUUUAAAGGGUUUAACGUUAAGAGUAAUCUUUUAAGGCAUUUGAGGACUGUGCAUGACAAGAUUAUCAAUCCGACCGAAGUAGAUGACGGGAUAAAAGAAGAGACGACAGGGGAAUGAGUCUUGAUGCAUUUUAUGUGUACAUAAAUCGGUUCUAUUCUAUAUUCUUAAUAAAAUUUAAUCGACUCAAAUUAGGUGUUUUUUUAAUAAUCGGAGAAAAUGCUGAUACUAAUAAGAAUUGAAUGAUGGGGUUUGCUCAACAACCUAAAGAAGUUUGUAAUUGUAAAUAAAUAAAGCGCAUUCAAAUUAUCGUAAGCUUGCUUUCCCUCUCCAUAAAUCAAAAAUCACUCUUAUAAAAACAGAAUUUUAAAAAUUAGUAAAUUUUUGUUUUUUAAAUUGUAUACGGUAUCACAAAACAAAAAUUUUUCUCAUGUAUCACCACACCUAUCAAAAAAAAAUAACACUUCAUGUUUUCUAAUCACUUACAUUGAUAAAAGUACAAAACAAUACGAGUAGCUCACGUGUAUUACAUAGUUUA
Molecule: messenger RNA, 2465 nt
Organism: Tribolium madens (black flour beetle)
Lineage: Eukaryota; Metazoa; Arthropoda; Insecta; Coleoptera; Tenebrionidae
Product: histone-lysine N-methyltransferase PRDM9
Exons: 4
Coding region: 614-2047 (477 amino acids)
Biological process (GO): regulation of transcription by RNA polymerase II
Cellular component (GO): nucleus
Molecular function (GO): protein binding
Source: RefSeq, a predicted model, not a curated record